Jatropha curcas is the source of this 1988-nucleotide messenger RNA. The record is from RefSeq and is a predicted model, not a curated record. Lineage: Eukaryota; Viridiplantae; Streptophyta; Magnoliopsida; Malpighiales; Euphorbiaceae.
UACGCUAGUUUGUGGGCUUCGAUUGGGCUUUGCCAUAGUUCACUUUAAUUUUGAGGUGAAAGUCAAGUCCUUUCCUUUUACCGAUACUGUUUUCCUCUUACUGGUACUGCUAUGGCGUCCGUCAGGAAGAUAUUAUAUCUGCCACUGGAAAUUUCCCGCCCCAGCCGCCACUAGAAAACAUACCCAGAUAUGACAAAUUGGACUCUUUUAAAAGUAAUUUCUUUUGAGCCUCAAAUUCAAUAAUUUUGAAUCGUUUAAAGUUUCUUUUGUUGUCAUUACUACCAAACAUGUGUCUUUUCUUGAUUCCAUCUCGAGAUUUCAAAUCCAGUUGGGUAGAGAUUUGUGAUUUCUUUUUCACUUGCUGGGUUCAUCUGAGGAGAUCAAAGGUUAGUUUUGCUCCUGCAAUAUGGGUUUCAAUGAAAUGACAAAACACAGUAGUAGAGUGAGUGAGCUAUUUGGAAAUUUAGGCGGUCUUUUAAGAAUAUGCUUAUUUCGCAUUCUAUCCAUGGGACCCAUCCCCAGCCAUUUUGCCUUUAUAAUGGAUGGAAAUCGGAGGUAUGCUAAGAAGGGGAACUUGAAACUAGGUGCUGGUCAUCGGGCUGGAUUUGAGUCUCUUAUAUCCAUACUUAAGUACUGCUAUGAAUUGGGAGUAAAGUAUGUAACUAUUUAUGCCUUUAGCAUUGAUAAUUUUAAGAGGCGGCCAGAUGAGGUUAAGGAUCUGAUGGAUCUGAUGCUAGAAAAGAUUGACGAGUUGCUUAAGGAAGAAAGCAUGGCGAAGCAAUAUGGAAUCAGAGUAUAUUUUAUAGGUAAUUUGAAACUUUUGAGUGAAAAUGUCCGGAUUGCUGCCGAAAAGGUUAUGAGGGCUACUGCUAAUAACACCAAGUGUACCCUUUUAAUCUGUUUAGCUUAUACCUCACGUGAUGAGAUUUUACAUGCUGUUCAAGAUUCUUGUAAAAAUAAAUGGGAGGAAAUUCAACCAUUGAGCUUUUGGAAGGCUACUAAUGGUGGCAUUCAAGAAAUAGAUGAUUGUAAGAAGAUGAAUGGUGUCACCCCACAUGGUUUUCAAGAAUUCCAGAAAGAUGAAGUUGAUGAAUCUCAAGCAACAGCGGCAAGUGCAAACUGCAGUGGUUUGAUUAGAGAAGUUGGAGGAGUUGACACUGAAAAUAGCAUGGUCAUGCAUGCAGUGCACACAUCCUAUGAAGAUCAGGCAGUGAUGGCAAAUAGAACUGGCCAUGGGGUGGCUCCAAUUGAAGAGAGUGAGAAGAUGCAAGGAGAGUGUUCUAUGAUAAAACUGGUAGACAUUGAGAAGUACAUGUACAUGGCAGUAGCUCCUGAGCCUGACAUUCUUGUUCGAAGUUCUGGAGAGACCCGUCUUAGCAACUUCUUACUUUGGCAGUCUAGUAACUGCCUGUUGUAUUCUCCUGAUGCAUUAUGGCCAGAAAUUGGUUUAUGGCACUUGGUUUGGGCAAUAUUGGACUUCCAACGCAACCACUCUUAUUUGGAGAAGAAAAAGAAGCAGCUGUAACAAAUUUAAUGUUCAAGAACAGUAUCUUAUCUCAUAUUGAAUUCAAUAGUUGUGCAUUUGCCACUAAAUUCCUCUGGAAGUCAGGAAGCUUUAGAAGCCUUAGAUUUUCAAGAAAGGGGCAUUUUUUUCAGUUGCAGCGAUGCCAUGGCAUAAUGUAAGCAUAAGCCAGUGAAGUAAUGAAACCAUAAAAAUGCUUGCUUCAAUGAAAUUUAUUCCCAUCUUCAUAUUAUUGUGAAAAUUCUUGAAUUUGUACUCAUAUUAUAAAUUAUGGGGGGGGGGGAAUCUACGAAUAAAAGGACUUUAGUGUAAACCUACCGCCCUCCAUUAAAUUUGAGCUCUCAAAUAUCAUUUUUUUUGUUGAGUUUUGUGGUUUGUGACAUGAUUGUACAUCCUGAGGUUGUAUAUGAGCAUUUGUAUUCUUUUGACAACAUAGUUUUUUUUUAAGGCAUCUUAAAGGAUUGGA